Messenger RNA from Sinocyclocheilus rhinocerous, 928 nucleotides. RefSeq names its product jouberin-like. The record is from RefSeq and is a predicted model, not a curated record. NCBI's taxonomy places the organism in Eukaryota, Metazoa, Chordata, Actinopteri, Cypriniformes, Cyprinidae. The coding region runs from base 83 to 556 and encodes 157 amino acids. Gene Ontology annotation, molecular function: protein binding. The transcript is spliced from 5 exons.
GAUUCUGAAUAAAGUGUCUCCGUUCUUCUUGCAGUUUGUGUGCUGUCUGACUUCAUCAUGCAGCAAAUCUACACACAGAACCAUGAAGAGUUUGAGGUGUUCACCACUGUCGCCUCAAGUUUGUCGGAAGAGAGUGAUAUUCAAGCACCAAGGAGAAAUGGUGGUUGUGACGGCAGACUACAGUGCAGACUGUGAUGAAGAGCUGUGUGUCCGUGCCGGUGAGGUGGUGUUGCUUCUGUAUCAGGAGAAUGCCGACUGGUGUUACGCCCGACUUCAGAAUGGAAAGGAAGGAUACCUUCCCACAGCCUGCUUCACUACGAAGCAGGAGCCAUUGAGGCCCAUUGUGACUCAGGCAUCGCAAAACUUCACGCAAGCGUCAUCUAAUGAUCGGAGUGGCUGUUCUAGAGAGCGCUCUCUGAAACUGCCGCGGCGAGCGUCUCUGUCAGGAGUGCCGGGUUCACCUCGAUUACUUCAGCGACUGCUCUCUCGUCGACGUAGUGAUGGACAUGCUGUACGUUCGAUCGGCUCCAUCAAUCCUGCGUUUCAUCCUGACUGAUGGAUCUAACCCUAGAGCUCCACCUUUCUCUUCUAAAUGGGUCACAGAACAGCAGAAACUAGGACAGUAUGACACCAAAGUUCAGUCUGUAUGCAACUCCUUCAGAUUUGGAGAGAAAACAGAAGUUCAGUGUCCUGAUUAGUUUGGGGCCUCAGUAACUUCAUAGCCAGUUUGUGGCACUGAGCCUGCAACUGGUAUCAGGAAUCUUUACUAUUACUGCCCUAUGUAAAUAUGUAAAUAUUGUGAUUUUGAUUGGAAAUAUCACACUCUUCGCCUAUGAACGUAUUUGAAUUUUGAAUAUAUGUAUCUGUUUUGACUAAUAAUGCAGAAAGACUACAAUGAGAAAUUGUUGUUAGUUUAUAAAUGUGUGUG